GUGCCUCAUGAGAGGGACGCGUCCUCGCGUGCAUGGAAUGGAAGAACCACCUGUUCUCCACCUAUAUCUAGUGGCGUUUUGGAGCCGGCUAGUGUCCUUGUGAUGCAUCUUUCAUUCUUCUCCCCCCUAGUCUUUAGGAUGCUGCGAACACCGCGCUUGCUCUGAUCCAUUCGGAGAAGCUUAAUUUUAUUUAUUUAUUUAUAUAAUUUAUUAACUUAUUUGUGUAUUCGUAAUUUUAUAUAUUUAUUAAUUUAUCGGCCUCCGUCGUCUAUGGAGUCCGCCGGCGGUAGCAUCCCUAGGCCGCAGACGGCGUCCGCGCGCCGGCUGGGGCGCAGCUCCAGCUCUGCUUCCCGCGCCGGCGCUGGGGCGUUCGCCUACGACGGGAUGCGCGCCGCGCCGCUCUUCUCCUCGGCCAACUUCGCACGCUCCCUCCGCAAGGCGGCCUCGUUCGGCCACAAGAAGAAGCCAAGCCCCGGCGACGCCGAUGCAGCCGCGCAGCCGCCCCGCCGGGCACUGAGCAGCAAGGACCAGAACACUGUCCACGGCGCGGACGCCGGGGCGGUGACGCUAUCCCCCCGCCGGUCGCCGCCACAGCCCGGCGUCGGUGCGAGGCAAGGCCCCUGGGAGCCGACGAGGCGGAGGCGGAGCACCGGGGGGGCGUCGCCGGACGAAACCCCGGCGGAUAAAGUAUCGGCUGGCGCGCUGAGGGACAUGAUGGCGCGGAAGAGGGAGGGGUCCGAGAAGGAGGAGACGGUGCACCGGGCGCGCGUGCUCGCCACGCGGCUGCUGCAGUGGCGGUUCGCCAACGCUCGGAUGGAGAAGGCCGUCGCCCGCGCGACCUCCGCAGCCGAGAACAAGCUGUUCUACACGUGGCUCCGCGUGGCGGAGCUGCGCAACAUCCAUGCGGCGAAGCGGAUCGUGGCGCAGCGGCGGCGGCAGAAACUGAAGCUGGAAAGGCUGCUGCGGCCGCAGCUCCCCCUCCUCGCACCAUGGGAGUCGCUCGACAAGCCCCACUCCGACGCCGUCACCGACCUCGCCGGCGCCCUCUCCGCCGCCUGCACACCUCUCCCCGUAACCGCCGGCGCCCAAGUCGACAUGGAGUCGCUCCACGAGAUCAUGUUCGCCUGCGUGGGCACGGUGACCGAGAUCGAAGCCAACGCCGACACGUUCUACGCCACGGCCGGAGCGACGAGCGGCGCGCUAGGCGAGCUUGCAAGCACGAUACGGCAGGAGGUGGAAGGGCUCGAGGAAGCCAUGCGGCUGUCCAGGAUCGUCACUCGCUUGCAGAUGCAGGAGGCGAGCCUUCGAACGAACUUAGUUCAGGCGAAGCAUAAGCGUGAUCACGACAUGGGAGUCGCCUUCGUCGCCCCGGCGACUGCAGCUUCCGGAUGGUGCUAUUGAGUUUUGAUCAGUCUCACACGCUAGCUAUGGCUAAUUUAAGAUAAGAUGCCAGGCUUGUGUCAUCGUGACAGACCGACGGGAGAUGUCACCUCUCUAGACCUGAUUCAUGUAUGUUUGUCCAUUUUAAUAAAUAAAUUACGUUUGUA
This is a messenger RNA of Aegilops tauschii subsp. strangulata, 1547 nucleotides long. RefSeq names its product QWRF motif-containing protein 7. The record is from RefSeq and is a predicted model, not a curated record. NCBI's taxonomy places the organism in Eukaryota, Viridiplantae, Streptophyta, Magnoliopsida, Poales, Poaceae. Gene Ontology annotation, biological process: spindle assembly. Gene Ontology annotation, cellular component: cytoplasm; nuclear microtubule. Gene Ontology annotation, molecular function: microtubule binding.